AUAAGAGGUUUCAGUUUAACCUUUGUCAGUGUCUCAAACAGCUACUAGGAGUGGUAGUAGCAGUGGCACACACUCAUUCACACAUAAAAACAAAUCACCUCAUUUCAACUCCUUCUCUCUCUCUCUCUCUCUAUAAGUGUGUACGCGUCUUUGAGCUAGGUGUCUUGUUUCAGGUGAUAUUCUCUGAACUGAGGAAGAAAAGGGAGGUCUUUGGUAUAUCCACGACAUUAUUAUCUUCUUUAUCUCUUCCAUUAUUAUCUUUGUUGCCAAAUGCAAUGUUCUUUUGCAACACCGACACUACUUGCUUCACCUCCAAGCUUGACCACUUUCUCUGCACUCUUCACCUUCGUUGCCCCUCAGAAGAAAAGCAAGCAACAGUAUUUUUCAGGCUGCAAUCUCUCUCAAAGAUAAGAAGGUGGUGGAUUGGUCCAAUGGCUGGAGCUCAGAAAAUUGAUGAUAGUUGUCAAAUCUGAAAUAAUUUUCAGCGAACUAUCUGUCAGCAUGAGUAGGAAGCUUUAUGACCAGUUAAAGUCAGAGAAGUUUUCUUUGUCAUAUGCUGAUCAUUCUCGUGAAAUUAAAAGAAGUGAGGAAGACAGCACUUUAAAAUCUUAUCGGAAUCAGCACAAGCAUGGGAAUUAUGGCAGAGAAAAUGAAGAAGAUGAGUUGGUUAAGUACAUGUCAAAGUUGCCAUGUUAUUUGGAGAGGGGGAAACCAAAUCGUGAGAAAGUUUUAAAUGUGGGGGUUCUUGAUUGGGGGCGUCUAGAACAAUGGCAAUACUGUCAUAAACAUGUGUCACAUAAAAGUGGCAGGAAUUCUACAUCAUCUUCUGUUUCGACAGAUGAGUUACCUGGUAAUGCUAGCAGAGGUCGUAGUUGUUAUCCUUCUGAUCAAAGAAUAUUCCAUACAUCACUGCAAUCUCAUUUGAUGGCAUCUCCAAUGCAAGGCCACUCCCAAGCCUUCAAAUCCUCGAGAGAGAGUGUUGCCAAUUGUCAGAAUUUCAGAGGUAGCCAUGGUAAUAUUGACACACAGAGCAAAUAUGUUAGACCAGACGAUCAUCUUUCCCCUAAGCAGCCUAAGAGUAAACUGAAAAGAAGUGACAGGAAAUACUUGGACCCAUAUGUUGAUAAGGAAAGUGGCAUCUUUCCAAAUGAUCAAAUGCAUGGGACUGCAUCAUGUGCUAGGCUGGGAAUUUUCACUCAAAAUGGUGCAUUGGGAAAAAGAGUGGAGACUUUGAAAGAACCAAAUAUUGGUUCUGUUGUGCACGUAACACCCAGGAAAAGCAAGCCAGAUGUUUAUUUUCCUAGAGACCACCCUCGGAAUACUCAUUGUGGAGUUCCUCAUACCCCUACUCUUAAAGACCACCCUCGAAAUAGUCAUUGUGGAGUUCCUCCUUCCCGAACAUCUUUAGUUCAGACAGCAGAAAAUUAUAGUCGAAUGAGUUUUACAGAAAAGCCUAAGGAACUAUGUCCUAGAGACAUCCAUUAUGAUAUUUCACACUCCUCUCUUCCUCUAGAUGAACUCAGCUGUGAUCAUUCUCAGCGUAAAGAGUCAGGGUGCAGUUCUAUGGAUCUGGAAAGCAUCAAACUUCCUGCUUCUACUUUUUCAUCACCCAUGUCUACUUUAUCAUCACCUCUAUCAGUCAAAAUGGGAGUAAGCCCAUCCAGAUGUAGAAAAGAUGAGGAAAGGAAACAAGCCAUUGCCAAAAAUUCAUCUGCAAAUGGCCCACUCCUUGUAUUAGACCAGAAAGUAACAUCUGAAAAGUCAAGAAGCUCUUCACCUUUUCAUCGAUUAAGCUUCAGCAUUGGCUAUUCAAGCAAAGGCUCUUCUAGUAAAGAGGUUGAGCAUUUGCCUCAUCAGAAUUCUGUAGCAGCACUUAAAUCUAGUUCAGAAAAUGUGAGAGGUUAUGCUUACUCAAGCAAUGAUAAACUGAGUGACACAGGCAGAAGCAGAUCAAGCCCGUUAAGGAGGUUACUGGAUCCAUUGCUGAAAUCAAAGACAGCAAAGAGUCGUCACUCCUUGGAGUUAUCUCAAAAGGAUUCAGUGCUACUGAAGGAUUAUAGGCCAGCCAAUGGGAAAUUAUCAACUCUACAGCCAGACAAAGAAGUGGACAAGGGACAUAGGGUUGGUUGCAGCCAAGUUAACACCAUUGAUUCAUUAAAGGAAAAGAAGUGCGUCCCAUCAAUGACUCAAGCUCUGCUGAGAAUUGCUGUGAGGAAUGGCAUGCCCUUUUUCACAUUUGCUGUUGACCACACUGAUAGCAACAUUCUUGCAGCCACAGUGAAGAACUUAGGUGCCUUGGAAAAAGAUGAAUGCAACUGUAUCUAUACUUUUUUCACCUUCAAAGAGGUUAAGAAGAAGAAUGGAAGUUGGAUGAAUCAAGCAGGCAGGAGCAGAAGCAAAGGUCCUGAUUACAUUCCCCAUGUUGUUGCCCAAAUGAAGGUUUCUGAUUCACACAACUACGAUUUAACCAGCCGGAACUGCAUGGACUCCUCUACUGUGAAAGAGUUUGUUUUGUUUUCCCUAAAGCUAGAGCAGGAUGAUGCUCAAAGGAAUGACUAUCAACUGAACGAUGAACUUGCUGCUAUUGUUGUCAAAAUUCCUAAAGCUAUUAAUUUCAUCAAUGAUCAGCAUCAGAGCAGUUGCCAAAGUGAUGGUCAAGACCAUCUCCAAGCAACUGUUGUUCUCCCAGGUGGGAUUCAUAGUCUUCCAAGUAAAGGUGGACCAUCGUCGCUGAUCCAGCGCUGGAAAUCAGGUGGAUCAUGUGACUGCGGUGGUUGGGAUUUAGCUUGCAAACUGAAAAUUCUUGCAAGUGAAAAUCAAGCCUGUAGAAAACCAAAAUCAUCCAAAGCUUAUUUUGUGGAUCAACUUGAUCUUUUUGUCCAGGGGAAUGAACAAGAGCUGCCACCAGCAUUCACUUUUACGCACUUUAAGCAUGGAAUAUACUCAAUAGCCUUUGAUUCUUCACUCUCACUAUUGCAAGCAUUCUCCAUUUGCAUAGCGUUAGUAGAGAGCAAGAUGUCUUAUGAGCUUUCUGGAUCAAGAAACUCCAUUGAAGGAAAAAACACAAGGGAAACACUAUUGGUUCAAAGUGAGGAUCUAAAGGCUUUUGGUAAAUUGGAGGAUAUUCCAGCCAGUUAUGUUUCUUAUCCACCUCUCUCUCCUGUAGGUAGGGCCUGAAAUGAACAUGUAAUGGGGACUUGUCACAGGGAUUAGCAACUGUUACUCAUAUCAGAUGCAUAUUGGUAAGUCCCUUAUAAAUUCACCACACAAUCAUCAUGGCAACCUGGAGUAUAAGAUUGGAGUAGGAUCUUAGUACAUUUUUGCGUUUUUAAAUUUUUGUUUUUUCAACAAAAGUUAGUAUUCGUAUUCAAAAUGUACCAUGUGAUAAACCCUCAUUCUCAAAUAUCUAUUAAUUGAAGUGUGAAUAGUAAGAGUCAGUUGUAUUUUGUUUUCUGGUCAAGCUUAGAGAGUUGUCUUGACACUUGUUUGAGCAUUGUAUAAAAACAUGCAUUUAGACUGGACAAUUAAAUUCCACCUGCAUGGACAUCGGAUACAAUUGCACAAAGAAAUCCUCAAGAUU
Messenger RNA from Abrus precatorius (Indian licorice), 3580 nucleotides. RefSeq lists its product as uncharacterized. The transcript has 3 exons. Bases 454 to 3177 code for a protein of 907 amino acids. The record is from RefSeq and is a predicted model, not a curated record. NCBI's taxonomy places the organism in Eukaryota, Viridiplantae, Streptophyta, Magnoliopsida, Fabales, Fabaceae.